Molecule: messenger RNA, 1065 nt
Organism: Helianthus annuus (common sunflower)
Lineage: Eukaryota; Viridiplantae; Streptophyta; Magnoliopsida; Asterales; Asteraceae
Exons: 1
Coding region: 1-1065 (354 amino acids)
Source: RefSeq, a predicted model, not a curated record
AUGAAUAUUCUCUCAUUAAACAUAAGGGGAAUUAUCGGUGGAGCUAAAGCUAGUUGGGUUAAGGAGAUUAAAAAGUCUAAUAACAUUGGGGCUAUCGCUUUGCAAGAAACCAAAUUGGAGUCGGUAUCUAAAGAGGGUCUCGUGGGUUAUUGGGAUGACAAAAACUUUGAGUUUGCAUCUGCUGCUUCAGUCGGUUUGUCAGGGGGGUUGGUUUGGAUCUGGGACCCGGAAAUAUUUAAGGUGGAAGAAACAAUUCAGAAUAGGUGUUAUUUGAUUAUUAGAGGCUCGUUGGUUGGCAGUGGGGCGUUUUUGAAUCUUAUGAAUGUUUAUGCUCCGCAAAGUGUUGUUGCUAAAAGGCACCUUUGGGAUAACAUUUCGGCCAGGAUAGAUGAAUUCGAGGGUAAACGGGUCGUGGUGUUGGACUUUAAUGUUGUUCGGUCUGUGGAGGAGAGGAGAAAUUCUCAGUUUAAAGCGGCGUGUGCGGAGAAUUUUAACAACUUUAUUUUUGAAAAAGGUCUUCAGGAGUAUCCUAUGCAGGGCCGCAAAUUCACAUGCAUCAGAAACAAUGGUAGGAAGUUAAGCAAGUUGGAUCGGUUCCUAGUUUGCUCGGAAAUUUUCAAUUCUUGGCCUCAAGCAUGCGUGAGAGUUCUUCCUGGCAGAUAUUCGGAUCAUUGCCCCAUCAUUUUGGAGGUUGCGAACCUUAAUUACGGCCCGCGCCCCUUUCGGGUAUUUAGCUCGUGGAUUGGUCGGUCAGGUUUCGAGGAAGCUGUGAGAGAAGCUUCAGAGAGUUUCGUUGCCUUCGAUCCCCCUGACGUUAGCCUCUCUGCCAAAUUUGCUCUCAUUAGAGGCCGUCUUAAAGAAUGGAGGGACGAUUUUUUAUCCAAAGAGAAGGAAAGUGAGAACUUGGCACUAUCGGAGCUGGAAAAUUUGGAAUCUGAAAUGGAGUCCAUGGAUCUUUCAGAAGAAGAAGAGCGGAUUUUGGCUGAAAAUAAAAAAUUAUUAGAGAAGCAGGUUACAGAAAGAAUUUGGAUCUUAGAAAAAGAGCUAGAACGAAGUGGGCCUUAG